AUGAUUAAGAGCGCCUCGCAGCAGCAGUACCAGCAAUACGAUCGCCUCAAGACCAGCACACCUCUAGGUGCUGUAGCUAUGACCGCACCGUCCGAUGAGAGCUGCCUACGACAACUGACUCGGCGGAUAGUACUACUGCUGAACACUCUCAAGUUGUUCACAAUGCAUGUGCCCACUUCAUACAGGGUGAAUCGCAUCUUUGGCAUCAUCACCAGCCUGGCGGGCAUAGUGGGUGUGGCCACGGGCAGUGCCUUGUCCGCCCACUUCCGCAAGUGGUCGGUGCGGGCUGAUGCCUUCAUCUGCGGUGGAGGCAUGCUCAUCAGCGUGCCCCUGCUGUUCGUCGGUGCCACUAUCGCGCACCGUAUGCCGACCGUCACGUGGGUGCUGUUCUUCUUUGGCAUGACAGCCAUCUGCCUCAACUGGUCUAUAGUGGCUGACAUCCUUCUGUACAUCCUGGUGCCUUCACGAAGAGCCACGGGUGCUGCCUUCCAGAUCUUAAUAUCCCAUCUGCUGGGUGACGCCAGCAGUCCAUACAUCGUUGGCGUGAUAUACGAUGCAAUCCUGGUGGGCCGAACGGAUGUGGCGGCCCACUACUUCAGCCUGCAGUACGCCUUGUUUCUGCCUGUGGCUGUGCUGGUGUUGGGCAGUCUGUUCUUCGUCGUCCUCUCCUGGCACAUUGUGGCUGACAGGGAGGACUGCGCUGCUCUCACCCGUGAGAUGCUCAAGGGCUCGUCAUGCUCAUUUGACGACCCCUUGGAUCGUGGCGACAUGACCUCCUGCACUGUGCCCUUGCUGGAAGACAGAGUGGUGCGGAGGAAAGAGCGCGUUCACUGAUCUGGCCUGCUACUAUGUGCGUCCAGCAGGACACGCAAUCGACCACAUGUGCCUCUUGAUCAAUUCGCUCCAUGCCUCAUGCCAGUUCUUUGAGCAUUUAGCAAAUUGUGUGUCUGGGUUUUUAAGGGAAAUUUUGUUUAUCGUAGUAGUGUGGCUAGUGUACCUUCUUUUUUUUUUGUUCAACCACAGUCACAGAGUUUUAGAGUGCAGAAAACACGGUGCAUAAAAAAAGUCUUUUCCACGUUCAAAAAUUUUGUCGAUUGUGCACCAACAGGCCCUAAAUAGUUCUUGCCAAGGCCUUCUACCAUUGAUGUCAGAGAAGAUUUUACUAUUUUUGGUAAUUCACUGUUUUCCUAUUCACUUCAGGCACUGCACGAUACGAAUGUUAUGGUUGUGAACGUGUUGUAUAGUGCACAUGUUUUUUUUAUAAGGGUUGAACAAAGUCUUACCAUUUUAUUUUCUAGAAUAGCUCAUUUUGGGUUAGUAAAUAUUGAUAUGAAGGGAUCAUCAGUUAGUGCUCAUUGCUAUGAGCAGCACAUUACUCCAGUUAAACCUGAUCAGCAUUGCUACAUUCUUUCAUCAGCCUUACAUAUUUGGAAAAUAUAGUUGAGAACAAGUGUAAAUCAAGUUACAUAUUAAAAAAGAAGUCAAUCAAGAAAAAAGAAAUGAUGUAUUUCAGACGUAAGGUAAAGCUGCGAGCGUGGUGGAAAUGUGACAUGCCGUUUUUUGUUGGGGAAAAAAUAACAGCACCUCCAAGUAUAUGAAUUCUGCGAACAAGUUUCUGGCACCCUUUGUUCUCAUUUGCGGAUCAGUUGUUCGUGUCAGUAUCUGUUGUGAGUCGGGUUACUUUUUUGUUUGCUUCAUUUUCUCCUAGUUGUCUGAACAAUACACGUGUUUGUGUGUGUGGCCAUAUUGAAUUUUUAAUGCUGUCUAAUGAAAAUUGAAAACAUGUCUCAGACGCCAUUGAUAAAAAACUGUCCCUAAAUGUGUCAAAUCGCUAUAAGGUUGCUUCAAGGCACUCAGUAUUUGGUUGCAACAACAAGAAUGAGGUAAUUGUUGUAUUUAUGCAUGUUAUAGUGACUCAUCUUAACUAAGUUGCAAUUAAAUAUUUCUUUAUCCUAAAGUCAUGGAUGCUUACUUCUGGCAUAAACAGAAUAAAAUCUCAGGCUAGGAAUAAAGUAGAAAAUUCAUACUUAGUUAUGUUCAGUUUUCGCAAACAAAAUCCCUGCUUUUCACAUUGCUUGAAGGAAGUGGCAUGUCGCACGACUGGUUAAACGUGAUACUGUCUUUAGAAAAGUAAUCAUAUAUAUCAGUACACUGUAGAAUGAAGUUAAGUGAGGACAAUCUUAUAGUGCAGAAGGUUCAAUUCAGCCAAAGUACAACUUAUUUUGCUCUUUCUCAGCCUCUACUUGCUGCAAACAGUAAGAACGAAUGGUGUACACAAUUGUGUACAUAGCGUCUCAAAGGGUCAACUUAUCUUUGCAGUCAUUUUUGGUGUUGAUCACCAUGAACACUAGGCAAUUUCACGUCAUUUCACUUUUGCGAUAUUUGGAUGUCGUUUUGCCAUUUUCUAUAUCAAACUCUCCCGUUCCACUUCUCUCUUAUUGUGUCCAUGCCAGGCCAUCCAGCAGCAUGAAAUAUUUGGCGGGUACAUGCCAUAUUGUUUUGUGUUUUCUUUUUACUUUCCUGCCAUGUUAUUUUUUCUGUAUCCUAAGCUGACACUAAGAUGGGAAGUACAAUAUCAAUUUUUCUUUUCUCUAACACUUGUGCUAGAAGUAAGCACCAAGUGCCCAAGCGUAGACUUGGAAAGUCUUGAGGUAUUGCAAGGAGCUAUUCAGAUAGGCUUUGCAUUAAUUGAACUCAACCGUGUUCUCAAAUCAUAGACCAGCUUGAUGAAAUGUGUCCUAAACCAAUUAUGACUUUAUUGCUCUAUGAAGAGUAAAUGUGGCAGCUCAAAGUACUUUUUCUAGAUUGCAUUAAAAUAUGCGCAAAACUGAGUUGAUCUGCCAUGUAGCGUUAUGUGAGCAGGCAUUUGGCAUCACGUGCACUGAAAUGUUUUCAGUGAAUUUUCAAUGAAAAGUAUAAUAGAUUGGUUGAUCAGAAGCAAAAAUUCGAUUGUUUUUAACAAGUUCUGCAGGGCACUUUUGGUGGGGCAUUUUCAGUGGAUUUUUAGAGUAAUUUUAGCAGAUAAUGACUAUUUUUUUUACCAUGUUUUAAUGGGAUCUCAUGCUUUUGCUUAAUGGCAGCUAUGAUUGGCUGUACUUGACAAUGUAGCAACUUUGAUGAGGGGCUAAUUUCCAACUAAUAAUGUAGACAAGCUUUUUUGAAGGAUUUUCAGUCGGGACUUUCUUGCAUUACUGUUUCAGUUAUAACAAACCGACUUAAAAAGUGUAUUUGAAAUGUUCUUCAUUGCCGUUUUCACUGAAGCUUUUUCCAGGCCUCAGUAGGGUUAUGGGAAUUUUCAGCAGUAGAUCUGAUGCUAUUUUAGCAGUAAUUUUUCUUGAAAAAAUGCCAGUAUAUAGAGGUAUCCGAGACAUGGAGCCAUCUGAGAUGUGUGGCUUGAGCUUCUGGACAGUUCUGAGAUAUUUAGCAAAUGCCAUAAGCUAGCGCUUCGUAAUUGGCGUGUUCACCUUUGAUGCUCAUGGGACAAUACCUUGUGGAACUUCAAAACUGCGAGAGCGCACUCCUCGGAGAUGUUCAGUAAUUAUCCUGUUUUGCAUCAAGCAAGAUAUGCUGUUUGUAAAAGCUGUUUUUUUUUUGUGCCCUGUCAAACAAACUCGAAGAAUAUGUGAGCCUUUUGACCAUAGUGUUUUGGCUGCCUGUUCUUUGGUACGAACCAUGUAUUUGUUCUUUUACUCCAUUUACCUGCGCUGGAGGUGAACCAGCACAUUUUUUAUUAUGAGCUUUCUCGCUACUACUACUCUGAACAUGCACUUUAUACAGGGGUACAUUCUGUAGCUUUGGUGUGUUGGGCUUUACAGAAAUGCUAGCCUUCUGUGGCUGGCAAUGUAGUGGCACACAAGUGAAGCUGCUACAUUUCAUAGGUGCUUACAGUAAUACCUCGUUAACUCAAACUCGCAUAG
Messenger RNA from Rhipicephalus microplus (southern cattle tick), 3917 nucleotides. Its product is annotated as protein spinster homolog 3. The record is from RefSeq and is a predicted model, not a curated record. Gene Ontology annotation, cellular component: membrane. Gene Ontology annotation, biological process: transmembrane transport. NCBI's taxonomy places the organism in Eukaryota, Metazoa, Arthropoda, Arachnida, Ixodida, Ixodidae. Gene Ontology annotation, molecular function: transmembrane transporter activity.